GCCCCGGACGUGGCCCGAGUCCAGGGCCCCCCGAAGAUGACGUGGAUCUGUCUGUCCUGCAUGCUCUGGCCAGAGGAUCUGGAGGCCCCCAAGACUCACCACUUCAAGGUGAAGACCUUCAAGAAGGUGAAGCCCUGUGGAAUCUGCCGGCAGGUCAUCACCCGGGAGGGUUGCACCUGCAAAGUCUGCAGCUUCUCCUGUCAUCGGAAAUGCCAGGCCAAGGUGGCUGCCCCCUGCAUUCCUCCAUCCAACCAUGAAUUGGUGCCUGUCAACACGGAGAGUGCACCAAAGAAUGUAGUGGACACGGGAGAAGGAACCUUCCGGGGUGGGAACACUCGGAGAAGCCUUGAGGAAGACGGCUCCACCAGAGUCACCCCGAGUGUCCAGCCCCAUCCCCAGCCCGUCAGUCUUCCCAGAAACAUGAGUGUGAGCCAGACCAUGGAGGACAGUUGUGAGCUGGACCUAGUGUACGUCACAGAGAGGAUCAUCGCCGUCUCCUUCCCCAGCACAGCCAACGAGGAGAAUUUCCGGAGCAACCUCCGCGAGGUGGCCCAGAUGCUCAAGUCCAAACAUGGAGGCAACUACCUGCUUUUCAACCUCUCUGAGCGAAGACCUGACAUCACGAAGCUCCACACCAAGGUACUGGAAUUUGGCUGGCCUGACCUCCACACCCCAGCCCUGGAGAAGAUCUGCAGUGUCUGUAAAGCCAUGGACACUUCUCCCCACAAUGUCGUCGUUCUACACAACAAGGGAAACCGAGGCAGGAUAGGAGUGGUCAUCGCCGCUUACAUGCACUACAGCAACAUUUCGGCCAGCGCUGACCAGGCACUGGACCGGUUUGCAAUGAAGCGGUUCUAUGAGGAUAAGAUUGUACCCAUUGGCCAGCCGUCCCAGAGAAGGUAUGUGCAUUACUUCAGCGGCCUGCUCUCUGGCACCAUCAAAAUGAACAACAAGCCCUUGUUUCUGCACCAUGUGAUCAUGCAUGGCAUCCCCAACUUCGAGUCUAAAGGAGGGUGUCGGCCAUUUCUCCGGAUCUACCAGGCCAUGCAACCUGUUUACACAUCUGGCAUCUACAACGUCCAAGGAGACAGCCAGACCAGCAUCUGCAUCACCAUCGAGCCUGGGCUGCUCUUGAAGGGAGACAUCUUGCUGAAGUGCUACCACAAGAAAUUCCGGAGCCCAGCCCGAGACGUCAUCUUCCGUGUGCAGUUCCACACCUGCGCCAUCCAUGACCUGGGGGUUGUGUUUGGGAAGGAAGACCUUGAUGAUGCCUUCAAAGAUGAUCGAUUUCCAGAAUACGGCAAGGUGGAAUUUGUAUUUUCUUAUGGGCCAGAGAAAAUUCAAGGCAUGGAACACCUGGAGAACGGGCCGAGCGUGUCAGUGGACUACAACACCUCUGACCCCCUCAUCCGCUGGGAUUCCUACGACAACUUUAAUGGGCAUCGCGAUGAUGGCAUGGAGGAGGUUGUGGGACACACGCAGGGGCCGCUGGAUGGGAGCCUGUAUGCCAAGGUGAAGAAGAAGGACUCCCUGAAUGGCAGCACUGGGGCUGUCAAUGCCACACGUCCUGCUCUGUCGGCCACUCCCAACCACGUGGAACACACCCUGUCCGUGAGCAGCGACUCCGGCAACUCCACAGCCUCCACCAAGACAGACAAGACUGAUGAGCCUGCCCCCGGCCCCUCCAGUGCCCCUGUUGCCCUGAGUCCUGAGGAGAAGCGCGAGCUGGACCGCCUGCUCAGUGGCUUCGGCUUAGAACGAGAGAAGCCAGGCAAUAUGUACCACACCCAGCACCUCCGGUCCCGCCUGGCGGGGGGCCCUGCUGUGCCCUCUGCCAGCCGUCAUGUUGUCCCAGCCCAGGUUCACGUCAACGGUGGGGCCUUGGCAUCUGAGCGGGAGACAGACAUUCUGGACGAUGAACUGCCCAACCAGGACGGGCACAGCGUGGGCAGCAUGGGCACAUUGUCUUCCCUGGACGGGAUCACCAACACCAGUGAGGGGGGCUAUCCAGAGGCGUUGUCCCCCUUGACCAAUGGCCUGGACAAGCCCUACGCCGUGGAACCUAUGGUGAAUGGUGGGGGCUACCCCUAUGAGUCUGCCAGCCGGGCAGUGCCUGCCCAUGCGGGCCACCUGGCCCCCAUGCGACCCUCCUACUCUGCACAGGAGGGUUUAGCUGGCUACCAGCGGGAGGGCCCCCACCCUGCCUGGUCACAGCAAGUGACCACCUCCCACUAUGGUCAUGACCCCAGCAGUAUGUUCCGCUCUCAGUCCUUCCCGGACACUGAGCCCCAGCUGCCCCCAGCUCCAGCCCGGGGGGGAAGCAGUCGGGAGGCUGUGCAGAGGGGCCUCAAUUCCUGGCAGCAGCAGCAGCAGCAGCAGCAGCAGCAGCAGCAGCAGCCUCACCCGCCUCCUCGUCAGCAGGAAAGAGCCCACUUGGAGAGGCCCGGCCCCCAGCCAUUGGCAGAGACACCCACGCCUGGCCUCCCUGAGUUCCCGAGGGCAGCCUCCCAGCAGGAGAUCGAGCAGUCCAUUGAAGCCCUCAACAUGCUGAUGCUGGACCUAGAGCCAUCCUCGGCUGCCGCCCCGCUGCACAAAUCCCAGAGUGUCCCUGGGGCCUGGCCUGGGGCCUCCCCGCUCUCCUCUCAGCCUCUUUCUGGCUCCUCCUACCAGACCCAUCCACUGACCCAGUCCAGAUCUGGCUACAUCCCCAGUGGGCAUUCCUUGGGAACCCCUGAGCCAGCCCCACGAGCCUCCCUGGAGUCCGUCCCUCAGGGCAGGUCUUACUCACCUUAUGAUUAUCAGGCAUGCCUGGCUGGGCCCAACCAGAGUUACCGUCCAAAGAGCCCAGCUUCCUCCUCUUCCUUGCCUGCUUUCCUUCCAACCAACCACAGCCCUCCAGGGCCUCAGCAGCCCCCCACCUCUCUCCCUGGCCUCGCUGCUCAGCCUCAGCUCCCACCAAAGGAGGUGACUUCAGACCCAUCCCGAACUCCGGAGGAGGAGCCCUUGAACCUGGAGGGGCUGGUGGCCCAUCGGGUAGCAGGGGUGCAGGCUCGGGAGAAGCAGCCUGCAGAGCCCCCAGCCCCUCUCCGGAGGCGGGCAGCCAGCGAUGGACAGUAUGAAAACCAGUCUCCAGAACCCUCAUCCCCCCGGAGUCCUGGGGUGCGCUCCCCAGUUCAGUGUGUGUCCCCGGAGCUGGCUCUCACAAUUGCUCUCAAUCCUGGAGGGCGGCCCAAAGAGCCCCACUUGCACAGCUACAAAGAGGCCUUUGAGGAGAUGGAGGGAACCGCUCCAUCCAGUCCACCGCCCAGUGGGGUGCGCUCCCCUCCAGGUCUGGCCAAGACACCCCUGUCUGCUCUGGGCCUGAAACCCCACAACCCAGCAGAUAUCCUGUUGCAUCCCAAGGGCGAGGAGGAUGGGGGGCAGGAGGUGAUGGAGCCGUCGGGAGAGCCCCGGAGCUACGUCGAGUCGGUGGUGCGGACAGCAGUGGCUGGGCCCCGAUCUCAGGACCCUGAGCCCAAGAGCUUUAGCGCCCCAGCUGCCCAGGCCUAUGGCCACGACACACCCCUGAGGAACGGGACCCUGGGCGGCUCCUUUGUCUCCCCUAGCCCCCUCUCCACCAGCAGCCCCAUCCUCAGCGCUGACAGCACUUCGGUGGGGAGUUUCCCAUCGGGGGAGAGCAGUGACCAGGGCCCCCGGACACCCACCCAGCCUCUGCUGGAUUCUGGCUUCCGCUCUGGCAGCCUGGGCCAGCCCAGCCCUUCGGCUCAGAGAAGCUACCAGAGUUCUUCUCCUCUUCCAACCGUGGGCAGCAGCUACAGCAGCCCCGACUACUCACUUCAGCAGUUCAGCUCCCCAGAAAGCCAGGCCCGGCCUCAGUUCAAUGCGGCUGGUGUCCACGCAGUCCCUGGGAGCCCUCAAGCACGCCACAGGACAGUGGGCACCAACACUCCCUCCAGUCCCGGCUUUGGCCGCCGAGCUGUCAACCCUGGCAUGGCUGCCCCCAGCAGCCCCAGUUUGAGCCAUCGCCAGGUGAUGGGCCCGCCAGCAACUGGUUUCCAUGGUAAUGUGGUUUCCAGCCCCCAGAGCAGUGCAGUGACCACUCCAGGAAGCCCCAGCCUGGGCCGGCACCCUGGGGCCCACCAGGCCUCAGGCCUCCAUGGCAGUGUGGCUGUCACUCCAGGGAGCCCCAGCCGCGGCCAGCAGCCGGGGGCCCACCAGGCCUCAGGCCUCCCUGGUAAUGUGGCCACCACUCCAGGGAGCCCCAGCCUGGGCCGGCAUCCUGGAGCCCACCAGGGCAACUUGGCCUCCAAUCUCCAUGGCAACACAAUAUCCAGCCCCGGAAGCCCCAUCCUGGGCCGUCAUCUUGGAGCAUCUGGAUCCGUGGUUCCUGGCAGCCCCAGCUUAGAUCGGCACGUGGCCUAUGGCGGCUACUCCACCCCUGAGGACCGGAGACCCACGCUGUCCCGGCAGAGCAGUGCCUCUGGUUACCAGGCUCCUUCCACGCCCUCCUUCCCUGUGUCUCCUGCCUACUACCCGGGCCUGAGCAGCCCCGCCACCUCCCCUUCGCCAGAUUCGGCAGCCUUCCGGCAAGGGAGUCCAACACCGGCCUUGCCAGAGAAGUGGAGGAUGUCCAUGGGAGACCGAGUGGGCAGCCUCCCCAACUAUGCCACCAUCAAUGGGAAGGUGUCGUCCUCGCCUGUCGCCAGUGGCAUGUCCAGUCCCAGUGGGGGCAGCACUGUCUCCUUCUCACACACUCUGCCUGACUUCUCCAAGUACUCCAUGCCAGACAACAGCCCAGAGACCAGGGCUAAAGUGAAAUUUGUCCAGGACACUUCCAAGUAUUGGUACAAACCCGAGAUCUCCAGAGAGCAGGCCAUCGCUCUGCUGAAGGACCAGGAGCCCGGGGCCUUCAUCAUCCGUGACAGCCACUCUUUCCGAGGAGCCUAUGGGCUGGCCAUGAAGGUGUCUUCUCCCCCUCCGACCAUCAUGCAGCAGAAUAAGAAAGGGGACAUGACCCAUGAGCUGGUGAGACAUUUCCUGAUAGAGACCGGCCCCCGAGGAGUCAAGCUCAAGGGCUGCCCCAACGAGCCAAACUUUGGAUCUCUCUCUGCCCUGGUCUACCAGCACUCCAUCAUCCCGCUGGCCCUGCCCUGUAAGCUGGUCAUUCCAAACCGAGAUCCCACAGAUGACUCGAAAGAUAGCUCGGGCCCUGCCAACUCAACCACCGACCUGCUAAAGCAAGGAGCAGCCUGCAACGUGCUCUUCGUCAACUCUGUGGACAUGGAGUCGCUCACUGGGCCACAGGCCAUCUCCAAAGCCACUUCCGAGACACUGGCUGCUGACCCCACGCCAGCUGCCACCAUCGUUCACUUCAAAGUGUCUGCCCAGGGAAUUACACUGACUGACAACCAGAGAAAGCUCUUCUUCAGACGACACUACCCUCUCAACACCGUCACCUUCUGUGACCUGGAUCCACAGGAGAGAAAGUGGAUGAAGACGGAGGGAGGUGCCCCUGCUAAGCUCUUCGGCUUUGUGGCCCGGAAGCAGGGCAGCACCACGGACAACGCCUGCCACCUCUUCGCUGAGCUUGAUCCCAACCAGCCUGCCUCCGCCAUUGUCAACUUCGUCUCCAAGGUCAUGCUGAGUGCCGGCCAGAAGAGAUGAACUCACCCCAUGCCCCGGGCCAGGGCAGUGGGGAUGGGGCAUGUGGGGAGGGGACCCAUGAAUCCUGACCAUCUCUGAAUCCAGAAGGAGGACUUUGGGCCAAUUUUGGAGAAGGAGAGAAGAAAGUGUGACAUGGGGAGAGGGAAGUGAAUUGCGGAGGGGCAGGGGAGAGAGGGAGAGAAAGAAAGAAAAGGAUGGAGGAGGAUAACUCGGAUUCCCUUGGGUAGAUGGCUACUGCGCAACCCCCAAAGUCUCCAAAACGAAGCAGGUCCACCUAACUCCCUCUCACCCUCACAGGAGGCAGAGCUGGCCUCCUUGGGGACCCAUAUUUUGGGGGGAAAUGGAAAAGUGUCUCCAUAGCCCAACUGCUUUGCAAGGAGAAAUCAAGUCAAGAGAAUCUUUUUCUGGCCCCCUCUAGGGUACAUUGUCAAACCAAAGGAGCCAGCAUGGGACGUCACGUGGCAGAACUUUUGCUUUGAAAGUAUCUCAGACCCGAGGUACCUAAGGCCUCUCUGCUCUGCCUCUGAUGUACAGUUUGUGUGGGAAUGUAUGUAGGGUUGUGUAUAUAUCUGCUCCCACACCCUCACACUCAGAUUUAUAUUCGACUCUCAGCUAGAAUUUAUAAACAGGUGUACUUGUCCAUGUUCCACAUUUGCACACAUGUGCAUACUGUCCAGAGGUCAGAGUUGGGGUGACCCAGCAUCAGGGAGGGGAUGCCAGCCUUCUUCCCCAGGAGCACCCAGGAAUAUGGGUAACAGGCUCUGACUUGUUGCCCCCCGCACCUGCGCUCUAGUGGCCCCGCGUGCCGCCAGCGCCUCCUCCUUGGCAAAGACCCCGGCAGGAGUGGCGGGACCAUUGGUUGGAGGAGAUGGAGACGUGCAUUUCCAUAGCCUCGGGGAAGAGACCCAUCAGCCACAGUGACUUUGACCUCCAGGCAUCUUCCCCAAGUUGUGUGGCAAGGUGGGCAGGCCACUCCCCCCAGCUCUCAGCCCUCAGCCCAUUCUUGGCUGCCAAGACCACACCAGCCUUAUCUCAGACCGGCUUAUCUGCAUGAUGUCUUCUUGGGUGCUGGGGAUUGAGCCUUCUGAUCUGCCCAGCUCUGUUCUGUCCUGCAGGGUCCUCCUGUUGGGCUCAUCCUGGGGAACCUGCUUCCAAGAGCCCUGCUCAGCAAGGCCCAGGGGAUGCCUGGGGUCCUGUCCUCCCCUCUGCCGGGGUUUGGGGCCUGACUUCUGCUGGGCUGUCCAGGUGACUCAGCAGAGCUCUGGGCUGCUGCCUAUAUACCACAUGGCCUAUUUACAAUACCAAAGCCUUGCUGUUCCCACUUCUGCCUUGGUUUCCCCAGCAGAAACAAGCUGCCCGGGAGCAGAGGGCCUAGAGUCCGCCUGGGCAAUUGGGAACCCCCUGACCUCCACCCAAGUACUCUCAGCUGGAAUGGAAAAGUCACCAGGACUCCAUUCUCGAGGGGCUUCUUAAGCCUCCGGGGGUCCCUUGGAGAGAGGCAUUGUACUGAUAUAUAAAUAUAUAUAAUAUAUAUGUGAGACAUACUGACAGAAUCUGUAAGCUAAUAAAAUAUAAGAAAAGGUUAAAAAAAGAAUAGGUAAAUUGACAAGAGGUAUUUAUUGUUUUCCCAUAUUGCUUUAUUGCCUCCCUGGGCAAAAACCAAUUCCCAUCCCUCUUUCUAUGUAUAAGGGAAGCCUGAAAUGUAGGGGCCUUUAUCCUUGGAGCAAUCAGGGGUCUCCUUGCCCUGGCCUUGGCCUUCCCUAGACUUUGUCGGGGGCUCAGCAGGGAGGGGUGCACGUGUUCCAUCUCCUUUGGCCCCCUCUUUUCUGGCAAGCCUAGGCCUCGGCCACCAGGUCCCGAGAGGAGCCCCCUCACCAGGGCUGGAGCGGGUGUGUGAGCCAGCGGGGGACAUGGGUGAGUGUGGUGGGCAUGGGGAGUGUGUGCGUCUUUUGUAUUUUUUCUCCUCCAAGAAGCUGUAUCUGUGUGGACAUACUGUUUCAGGGAGUUAGAAAGGAGAGUGUCUAACGAAGACGGGGAGCAGCCCCCCGCUUCCCAAAGAUUGAAACCUUGUGCUUGGUGACUAAGGUUCUUCCAAAGUGCUCUUCCUUCUGAGGCAUUCAAGCCAGAUCCUGGGGUUCCCUCUCCCCCUUCCCCACCUCCCCCUCUCUCUUCCAUAGGAGAGAUUCCACCCCUUCCUUUGUCAAUAUCUAACCUCCCACUGGACAGUCCGGGACUCUCCUCCUGGUCUGGACGUCCUCUCCACCCUGAGGCCAGCGGAGGGUUAGACCAUCGGGCAGACCCGGGCCCAGGGUCAGCCUUUUCACAUGCUUGCCCACCGCCCACCGCAGCCCACCUCCCGGGCCUGAGCUGAGGGUGACCCCACAAGCAGGACCUAGGGGUGCUGGGGAGCUGAUUCUCUCCCUCUCUGGGUCACUCUGGAGGGAGCUGGUUUCCUAGAGUUUGGCUUUUCCAGAGGAAUGGGGAAGGCACCUCAGUCUCCACGAGGUCCCCCCUUUGGGUCAGACACUGGCUGGGAAGACACUGUAGUCCUCCCAUCUCACAGGUUGGGCCCGUGCACCCAUGCGCACAAGUGCACACACACACACACACACACACACACACACACACCGCAGCACUGCAGUAUAUUCUUGCCAAAGAUGUCCUUUAAAAGAAAGCACUUUUAAUAAUUAUUGUUAUCGUGUAAAUGUUUAUCCUUUUCUCUCCUCCCCCUCCCUCGACAUAUUUGCUGUUGUUUAGUGUUGAACCCGUUUGUCAGCCAGGAGAGUGCUGUCUGGUCUUGAAAGUAGGCUGGGGCGUGGGGUGGGGUGGGUCCGGGAGAGGCAUGGUCAGCGUGUGACUCAGCCACACAGCCCCAGGCGGGCUCAGCCCGGCCCCAGGCCCCGCCUGCUUCUGGCUGUCGUCCAGCCAGGCCUCUGAGGCAGGGAGGCAGGGCCAGUGCCUCCACGUGGCUCUUCCCAGGUGGAAGGAGAGGGGAGGACCGGGAAUGGGAACAAUGGAGAGCAGACCCCAGAGUGGAAAUAGGGAGGAAGUGAGUUGUUUGAUCAGCCUCCAAGGUGACUGGCAUCCCCUCCCCUGAGGUCAUGUGUUCUGGCUCCCUUGUCUAGCCAGUGUUUGUCCCGGGUUUGGGAAAGGCCUUGACCUGGUCCUCAUGGCAGCCUUUCCUGCAGCCGCUCCGAGCUCGUGGACGGCCAGGAUCCCUCCUGCACUGGGCUUUGGGGAGUCCCUGGGUGUGUCAGAAGCUGGCAGGACAGGGUGAUGGGCUUGGUGGCUGUGCCACCAGAAGAGGAGGCAGCUGGCUGAACGAGUGUGGCCCUUCCAGGAAGGGGCUCCCAGGAGGUAGAUGAGGGGGUGUUCUCCUCCCUCAGAUGGGCAUGAGCAGAGAUGGGCAGACUCCUCACAGGUGGGACACCUAUGCCCUGAUGUGCACCGCCACCCUGCCCCGGGGUCUCCUCCCUUUGUUCCCAGCUUCAGAAGCUGGGGAGAUCAAGGGGCCAAUGCCCGAGUCCAAGGGCAGCCUCUGCCCCUGCAUCGCCCCACACUCAGGGUCCUUGGAGAGGUCAGAGGCCGGGCCCUGGAGCCACUCUUCACUCAGGGCCAGGCCCCGGAAUCUCGAGACCAGAGUCCCCUGGCAGUGGUAACACAGGACGUGUGUGCGCGUGCGUGCAGGUGUGGGUGUAUGUGUGUGAGUAGUUUGCGCAUCUCUCUAGGGAUCUUCAGGGUUGGGUUGGAGGAGGUGGGCAAUAGGAGGAUGUCAAGUUCAGUAUCAUCCGGCGGAAGGAAUCAGGAGGCGAGGCCUGUAGGGCCCUGAUGGGUGGAAUCUCAGUGUUGGCGAUGGGGUGGGCUCUGCGGUCCUCAGAUGACCCAAAUGUUGGAGGACCUGUGCUUAUUUCCCAUGCCUGGCUCUUCCCAGCGGUGAGGCAGUUGUAGAGGGGUGUCCCAAGUUGGGUUUCUAAUCAGUGUUAAGCAGUUGAGACUCUCCUGUGUCCGUGUUGGGUUUGUGUGUGUGUGUGCGGAGCACAUCAGUGUCUGCAUGCGUCUCCCUGUUUCUCCCCUCCCUCUGAUGUGUCAUUCAAAACAAAUGUAAGGAGUUCCUCACCUCCCCCCUCCCCCGCCCACCCCAUGUCCCCUGCCUUCCAGGCCUCCCCUCUGCAGGAAAACCAGAAUAACCCGCCCUCCUCCUGUGCCCUGACUGUGUAUUUAUAUAGAUGGAAAUAUACUUUCUAUUUUGUAUCAUUGUGCCUAUAGCCUCGGCCGCCUUGUAUAAACCCUGAUAUGCUACUUACCCUGGACAUGAAUGUGUUGUACACCGAGGCUGCCUGCUCCUGUCGGCGGCUUUGUUUCUUUGCGAUCCAUUGUAUGGCUUUAUAAAUGAUAAAGUGAAAGAAAACCUGG
Messenger RNA from Myotis lucifugus (little brown bat), 10077 nucleotides. It is a transcript of the gene TNS1, whose product is annotated as tensin 1. Lineage: Eukaryota; Metazoa; Chordata; Mammalia; Chiroptera; Vespertilionidae. Gene Ontology annotation, molecular function: protein binding. The record is from RefSeq and is a predicted model, not a curated record. Gene Ontology annotation, biological process: fibroblast migration.